AUGCCGGAGCUAAGCGGCAAGGUCCAGACUGUUCUGGGUCUGCUGGACCCGGACCAGCUGGGCCGCACCAUGACCCACGAGCACCUGACCAUGACCUUUGGGUGCUGUUACGUCCCCCCGCCGCCGGGCGAGGAGAAGAUUGCGGAGGACCCCUUCCACAUGCAGCACAUGCACUGGCUCAGGCAGAACCCGUACAGCAGCCGCCAGAACCUGCUGCUGCAGCAGGAGACGGCCGCCGUGCGCGACGAGCUGCUGGCCUACAGGAAGGCCGGCGGGGGCGCCAUCGUGGAGAACACCACCACGGGCAUUGACCGGGACCUGCCCACCCUGAGGAAGUUGGCCAAGGAGACGGGGGUCCACAUUGUGGCGGGGGCGGGCUACUAUGUGGACUGCACGCACAGCGACGCCACCAGGAAGAUGAGUGUGGAGAAGUUGACCGAUGUCAUCAUCAGCGAGGUUCUCCAUGGCGCCGACGGCACCAACGUCCGCUGCGGCGUUAUCGGCGAGAUCGGAACCAGCUGGCCCAUCACAGAGAGCGAGAGGAAGGUGCUAAAGGCCACGGCGCACGCUCAAGCCCAGCUGGGCUGCCCCGUCAUCAUCCAUCCCGGGCGCAAUCCCACUGCUCCGGCUGAGGUGGUGCGCGUUCUCCAGGAGGCGGGAGGUGACAUCGGCAAAACGGUCAUGUCUCACCUGGACAGGACCAUCUUCAGUGAGGCCGAACUGCUGGAGUUUGCUGAGCUGAGAAGUUACCUGGAAUACGACCUGUUUGGAACCGAGAUGCUCAACUACCCAUUCCACUCGGACAUAGACAUGCCAAGCGACAGCCAGAGAGUCAAGACCUUGGCGUUCCUUGUAAAAGAGGGCUACGAGGACAAGAUCGUCAUCGCGCACGACAUCCACACCAAGAACCGCUUAACCAAAUAUGGCGGCCACGGCUACUCGCACAUCCUGACUAACAUCGUUCCCAAGAUGCUAGCCAGGGGCAUCACGCAGACGCAGGUGGACAAGAUCCUGGUGGACAACCCCAAACGCUGGCUGGCCUUCAAAUAAAUGGCGAGGCAGUUUUUGAUUUUUUUUUUUUUAAAUUUAAUGGAGCAAUAAAUGAACUUUAGAACCCUUCAAUCAAUCACAGAGUCUAUGAAAAGGAAUAGAAUACCUUUAUUGUCAUUGCAUUAAAAAUACAAUGAAAUUGGAGUAAAAUGUUUUGCCAUACAAAAAAACAAUCAGCAUAGAUAUUAACAGUUAUAAAUAGUAGAAGUUCUAGGAAGAGAUAAAGGACUAUUAAAAAAGUGCAGUGCCUUGAUGUGUUUUCUCAUGAUUUUUGUGACCGUGUCGGACAGCCACUACUUCUGGAAAGAAGCUGUUCCUAAAUCUGCUCGUUCUUGUUUUGAGACACCCCGAGGGGUAAAAAGUUACCCACAAACAUAACAAAAGACUGUAUCUUUUGGUAUGUUUGUGGGUUUGGAGAGAAAUCUACAAUUUGCAAGUUCCUCUAAAGAAGGUACUUGACAAGCGAAUCUCUAUAGUUUUCCUGUCAGCUGCUGAGCUCCCAGUAAACCAAACACGAGAAUGCUCUCUAUGGUGGAUCGGUAGAAAAGGACCAGCAGUUUUUUGACGGACAUCAUUCUUUUUAAAAAAUUCUCAGGAAAGUCGCCGCUGUGCCUUUUUCACAGUUGUCUGUUCACGUCCGCCUGUUUGAGAUGAGGGUUCAAAGCAAUUUGAAAUUACAAACCCCGUUUCCAUAUGAGUUGGGAAUGAUGUAAAAAUUGGCGGCCCUAGUGUGUGGAUGUGAGUGUGAAUGUUGUCUGUCUAUCUGUGUUGGCCCUGCGAUGAGAUGGCGACUUGUCCAGGGUGUACCCUGCCUUCCGCCCGAUUGUAGCUGAGAUAGGCUCCAGCGCCCCCCGCGACCCCAAAGGGAAUAAGCGGUAGAAAAUGGAUGGUAAAAAUAAACGGAAUACAAUGAUUUGCAAAUCCUUUUCAACCCAUAUUCAAUUGAAUGCACUACAAAGACAA
Nerophis lumbriciformis (worm pipefish) is the source of this 2013-nucleotide messenger RNA. RefSeq names its product phosphotriesterase related (gene pter). Gene Ontology annotation, molecular function: zinc ion binding. Lineage: Eukaryota; Metazoa; Chordata; Actinopteri; Syngnathiformes; Syngnathidae. The record is from RefSeq and is a predicted model, not a curated record. Gene Ontology annotation, biological process: catabolic process.